AGCAAACCAGAGAGACAGACCGAGAGAGAACCAGGAGAGAGACCCAGAGAAAGAGAAGAAGGCAAGCUCUGUCGGGGCUCAACCUCCAACUUGUUUCAGUUCAUUCAUCCUUCUUUCCUCUCUGCUUCGGAAAAGUGUCUGUGGCGCUCGGUCUCUCCAACUUAGUGCCUGAGAAGAUGAUUAUCACACAAAUGUGUCACUUCUACAUGACCAGACUUGGGGUUCUUUUCCUGAUUAAUAUUCUCCCUGGAACGACUGGCCAAGGGGAAUCAAGACGACAAGAACCUGGGGACUUUGUGAAGCAAGAUAUUGGCGGACUCUCUCCUAAGCAUGCCCCAGAUAUUCCUGAUGACAGCACCGACAACAUCACUAUUUUCACUAGAAUCUUGGAUCGUCUUCUGGAUGGUUAUGAUAACCGACUGAGACCUGGACUUGGAGAUGCAGUGACUGAAGUGAAGACUGACAUCUAUGUGACCAGUUUUGGCCCUGUGUCCGACACUGAUAUGGAGUACACCAUUGAUGUAUUUUUUAGACAGACAUGGCAUGAUGAGAGACUGAAAUUUGAUGGACCAAUGAAGAUCCUUCCACUGAACAAUCUCCUGGCUAGUAAGAUCUGGACUCCUGACACCUUCUUUCAUAAUGGCAAGAAAUCAGUGGCUCAUAAUAUGACCACACCCAACAAACUGCUUAGACUGGUAGAUAACGGAACCCUUCUCUAUACAAUGAGGUUAACAAUUCAUGCUGAGUGUCCUAUGCAUUUGGAAGAUUUUCCCAUGGAUGUGCAUGCCUGCCCACUGAAAUUUGGAAGCUAUGCCUAUACAACAGCUGAAGUAGUUUAUUCUUGGACUCUUGGGAAGAACAAAUCUGUGGAAGUAGCACAGGAUGGUUCUCGCCUGAAUCAGUAUGACCUGCUGGGCCACGUUGUUGGGACAGAGAUAAUUCGGUCAAGUACAGGAGAAUAUGUUGUCAUGACAACCCAUUUUCAUCUCAAGCGAAAAAUUGGCUACUUUGUGAUCCAGACCUACUUGCCAUGUAUCAUGACUGUGAUUCUAUCACAAGUGUCUUUUUGGCUCAACAGAGAGUCUGUCCCUGCCCGCACAGUCUUUGGUGUCACCACUGUUCUCACCAUGACUACCUUGAGUAUCAGUGCCAGAAACUCCUUACCUAAAGUGGCAUAUGCGACGGCCAUGGACUGGUUCAUAGCCGUCUGUUAUGCCUUUGUAUUUUCUGCACUGAUUGAAUUUGCCACUGUCAACUACUUCACCAAGCGGAGUUGGGCUUGGGAAGGCAAGAAGGUGCCAGAAGCCCUGGAAAUGAAGAAGAAAACACCAGCAGCACCAACAAAGAAAAGCACCACCUUCAACAUCGUGGGAACCACCUAUCCCAUCAACCUGGCCAAGGACACUGAAUUCUCCACCAUCUCCAAGGGCGCUGCUCCCAGUGCCUCCUCAACUCCAACAAUCAUUGCUUCGCCCAAGGCUACCUACGUGCAGGACAGCCCCACCGAGACCAAGACCUACAAUAGUGUCAGCAAGGUUGACAAAAUUUCCCGCAUCAUCUUUCCUGUGCUCUUUGCCAUAUUCAAUCUGGUCUAUUGGGCCACAUACGUGAACCGGGAGUCUGCUAUCAAGGGCAUGAUCCGCAACAGUAGAUAGUAGUGGUGGUGGCCCGGCAACCAGAGCACUGUAUACCCCAUGAAGCAUCCAGGCAUUUAAACCCCAGGGCUCCCCUUCAUGUGUUUCAGGGUUUUUCUUUUUAACCCCCUUCCAAGCUGUGACUCUCAAUUUAUAUUUGUGAAUCUCAAUGAAAGUCUAACAACAGAAAAAUUACUUGUCCCUCUAACAUUGCUUAGUAUUCCCCCAUCAGAGCCAAACACUGCCAUUUGUCCAGUUGCUCAUCUUAGUCUGCCAGUCUCCCCCAACUGAGGGCACUGCAUGUAUUUAUUGCACUCUGCCUAUUGCAGAAAGAACUAGAGACUCUGCUUCCUAAAGUGGGAGCCUUGGCUGUUUGAGAGGUACAGACUGAGGAUAUCCGUUGACUGGUUUAGACCAGAUGAUUCUGACUCACUCAGGAGCCAGGCUGGGCUAUUACAUAUAGUCCUGUCUGACACCUCUUUUGCCCACAGCAUAAGAACCAACAGUAAAGGCAGAAACCAGUACUAACCUGUGUUCAUCAUCCCUAAUCCUUUUCUUGACUUGGAGGUUAGUGGGGACAAUUAAGGGCUCAAAUCUAUCAACCAUGUAUGGUCAAAAUAAAACCAAAUGGGCCAGACUGGCACCAACGUGGAUGUGGCCCUGCCAGGUUCAGUCCUUCAGCAAAGUCGAACCCUGCUGGUAUCUCUCUUCUCCAGGAAAUUUCUCUUCAAUGCUUUGACCACCUUGUAGCCAGCUGGACACUGAUUAGUUUGAAUUCAUUACUGACUGAAAAUUCUUCAGGAAAAGAGAUUUUUUAAAAGUUAAACCAAAAGAUGUUAAUAGAAAUAAAAACAUCUAGAUCAAAUGCUUUUACAAGAAUUUGUAAAAGAUGGGAGAGAUAAGAAACUUGCCUCCUUUGCUAAAGCAAUAGUCAAAUACUGGAUGGGACAAGAGGAGUUGAUGGUAGUUGAGGAUUGAAGACUGAUACAAGUGAAAAGGUCACUGGCAGGUGCAAGUCAAGUUUUUCCUUCCAUAUCCUCCAAACUCCCACAGCCUUGUCCAGUCUCAGGCACUUUGCUCCCACCAUGUCAGGCACUUCUGGUCCUCUGCAAAAUGCCAGUUCUUAUGAGGGGUGAACUGGUGAUUCAUAUAAGUGUGUCUAGUUAACUUUUGGGUCAACUAAAUCAUUAACUUUAUUACCAGUUUUAUAAUGAAUUAUUUAUAGGCCAUUUAAUCUCAUUCAUUAUUAAUUUUAAUGUGAGUAAAAGGGACAGGCAUAAAUACCAAAUUUUUUAUAAGAUAGAUAAACUGAGACCCAGAAGUUGGAUAUUAUCUAGGCUCCCUACAAGUAAUUUUAAUAAAGAACUAUCAUAUGCCUCUCUCCAAUGGCCAAAAAUGAAGAAAGAAUUGAGAAGUCAGGACCACUUUGACUCAGAAUCAGCAUGAUUUCAGUAAGCUUUCUGGGUCAUGAGCACAGAUUGUUUGGACACCAAAAAGGUCUUUAGAAAGCUAAAAUGUGUCCCCCCAAGAAGACCAUUGUAAUAGUCAUGGUUCAAAGGAAUGAGACUGUCUAAGUCCACAGCCCUAGCCACUUUGAAUUGAAUACUGCACUAGUGCAGAGUAUCCUAGAUGUCCAAAGUGAAGCCACAGAUGGCACCACAUGCAGAUUCUCCCUGCCCGCCCCUGAACAAAGCUCCUAAGGGGUGUAUCAUCAGCUGCUGGUUGCCCUUUCAUCUGUCCUUCCCCCAUCCCCUGCUUCCUUGCCAUUGCUGGGAUAAUGCAUGCCAGUCCCAUUAUUCCUAAGACUGUGUCUGUAGGUAAAUUUAUGACUAGAAGAGUGUAGUCUUGUUUGAUAUGGGCAGAUGGGGGGUGG
Messenger RNA from Sciurus carolinensis (gray squirrel), 3507 nucleotides. It is a transcript of the gene Gabra3, whose product is annotated as gamma-aminobutyric acid type A receptor subunit alpha3. Gene Ontology annotation, molecular function: inhibitory extracellular ligand-gated monoatomic ion channel activity; GABA-gated chloride ion channel activity; benzodiazepine receptor activity. Lineage: Eukaryota; Metazoa; Chordata; Mammalia; Rodentia; Sciuridae. Gene Ontology annotation, cellular component: postsynapse; GABA-A receptor complex; synapse. The record is from RefSeq and is a predicted model, not a curated record. Gene Ontology annotation, biological process: regulation of postsynaptic membrane potential; monoatomic ion transmembrane transport; nervous system process.